Messenger RNA from Spirodela intermedia, 1131 nucleotides. The record is from the annotation of a GenBank genome assembly. NCBI's taxonomy places the organism in Eukaryota, Viridiplantae, Streptophyta, Magnoliopsida, Alismatales, Araceae.
AUGUGGCUCGCGGCGCAGAGAUGGCGGCUGAUGGCGCCUCCUCGCCACCUUCUCUGGUUCUUCUCCUCCUCGUCGUCGCCGCCGCCGCCGUCGUCGUCUCCGGCGAGAUCGCCGGAGUUCAUCGUGGAGUACCUCAUCGGCGCGUGCGGACUCUCGAGGGACGAGGCGGAGAGGGCGUCCAGGUACAUCUCCCACAUCAAGUCCCUCGAGAAGCCGGAGGCCGUGCUCCGGCUCCUGAGGAAGCAGGGCCUGGAGGACGGGCAGAUCCGGCGCCUGGUGCUAGGGCGCCCCACCGUGCUCGUGGCGGACGCGGAGAAGACUCUGGAGCCGAAGAUCAAGGCCCUGCUGGGGGCCGGAUUUUCCGGCGCGGAUCUCACCAGGUUGAUAUCCAGCAGCGGCGCCGCCAUGGCCCUGCGCAGCGUCUUCGACCGGAUCCAGUUCUGGAGGGGCCUCCUCGGGGACAAUCAGAACCUGCUCAAGGCCAUCGAUCGGAAUCCGCACCUCCUGAGCUUCAGAAUCGACGAGCGGGUCGCCCCCACGCUCGCCUACCUCCGCAGCAUGGGGAUCCCCAAUUCGAAGAUCCUGACGAUCAUGAUGCGGAGCCCCUACCUGGUCACCAGCAAUGUCGACAGAAUCAAAGCCCUAGUCGAUCUAGUGAGCGCCAUGGGGAUCUCCCCCGGGACGGGGAUCUUCGCCCUGGCCCUCUCCAACGUCUCCAACAUCAGCAGAUCCAAUCUGGCCGCUAAGAUCGAGUUCCUGAGGACCUUCGGAUGGUCUCAGGCCGAGCUCCUCCUGGCAUUCCGGCGAUUCCCGAACAUCAUCAACCUCUCCCGGGAGCGGGUACAGGCCACCAUGGAUUUCCUGCUCAAGGAAGCCGGAUGCAGCCCUUCCUACGUCUCUAGCCGCGCUGUGCUUCUGGGACUGAGCUUGCAGAAGAGGUUGAUCCCCCGAUUGGAGGUCCUCCGGUCUCUGAGGAUUCAGGGCCUUCCCGAGGGCGACAGAGAUCUGUACAGCGUCAUGUUGGCGCCGGAGAAGAAGUUCAUCGACAAGUUCAUCCUCCCGAACAGCCAGAAGCUCCCCGAGCUGCUUGAAUUCUACCUCACUGCCACUGCGAAGACGACGACGAGCUGA